GGCGUGAUCGUAAGAUUGCGAAUAAUUGCGGCUAAUCAUGCCCAUCGCAUUCCCAAGUCCCACUGCGCUGUUUUCCUAAACGACGACACACAGAAGCAACCAACUUCCUUAAAAGACAGGUUCUCUCUUCCGAUUCAAAUAGAAAGAACAAAGAAGGGGCAAGCAGAAUAAAAAGCUCACCUUUGUACGUUUUUCCUCAGUUCCUCUGUCUCAUCCGAAGCUCUUGGAUAUGGAAGUAGAGAGGGAGUCGUCGUCGUCCUCGUCUUCGCCUCUAUUUUGGUCCCAAUCGCAGAAAGCUCCCUCCUUUUCUGGUUCUCCACCUUCUUCUUCUUCUUCUUCUUCUUCUUCGGGGAUACGAACAUGGGUUUUAGUGCUUCUGAUUUCCACCUUCGUCAUUCUCUUUAUCCCCUCUGUUCUGUCGUCUAGCUUUCGCGGCUUUCGUCCAAGCCUUGUGAAGAACGGAUGGAAUACGCUUAAUAUCGCCCUCGUCGUCUUCGCCAUUCUGUGCGGUCUUCUUGGACGCGAUAAUGUUGCUUCCGGUGGUGGUGGCGGAGAAGAUAGGGAAGAAGCCGAGAAAAUGUCGGUGAUAGCGCCGCCGCCGACGCAGUCUCAGGAGUGGGUGGGGAUCGGAUACUCCCCUGUUCCUGAGCAGAGUGUUUACGAGGUGAAUCAAACGGUUGGAAUCCGGCGGAUGAGGAGCAGCAGUUCCUACCCCUAUCUCCGGCCGGAGAUUGACACCGGUGACAACUGGGGCGCGACCGAUAGCUGGCGGUUCUCCGACGAUAUCCAGUUGUACCGGCGGCGGCGGCGGUCUGAUCUACCCGAGUGGGAGAUUUCCGGUGGUCCGGGAGUUAAGACGAUUCAAGUGGACACUUUUGAGUUGACGACAAGCCCCUUGAAAUCUCCACCGCCGCAGCCGCGGCCGCCACCGUCACCUCCGCCGCCGCCGCCGACGCAGCCGAAAAGUAUUACUGUGAAGAAGUUACCACAUACCCCGCCUAAAAUCAUGCCGCCUCUUCAGCCGGCAGUUCCACCUCCUCCGCCGCCACCUCCACCACCUCCUGUAUUUGCGGAGCAGAGGAAGAAUAGCCACAAGAAGCGCAGUGGCGCCGCAGCGAAGGACAUUGCGACUGCCAUCGCAUUAUUCUACAACAAGAAGAAGCGGAGGAGUAAAGUGAAGAAGAUCCACGACGACGAUUCGCUAAUCUCCGCCUCGCCGUCAACUCCUCCUCCUCCUCCGCCGCCGCCGCCACCGCCACAGUCCUCCGUCUUCUCACAGUUAUUCUCAACCAAGAAAGGAGGGAGUAAAAGCAAGAGAUUCAAUUCCAUCUCCGAUCACCGAUCCCCGCCACCACCACCGCCUCCCCCUCCACCAAAGAAGGAACCCUCGCUCUUCUCCGACCACCGCCUUCCUCCGAGAAAGAAGAAAGAGAAAACACCCACCUUUAUAAACACUUAUCCAAUCGCUCCGCCUUCCCCUCUCCCUCCGCCCCCACCUCCUCCUCCGACCUGCGAUGACGAUGGCGGCGACGCGAAGCCCGCCGAUGAGGCAAAAGCGUCGCCUUUCUGUCCGAGCCCAGACGUGAACAACAAAGCAGACGUGUUCAUCAAGCGCUUCCGCGAUGGACUUAAGCUCGAGAAGCUCAACUCAAUCCGAGAGAAACAACGACGGCAACAAGAUCAGCCGCAGGAAAGGCAACUGGAAGCUGGUAUAGAGAUGGAGAUGGAACAGCAGAUCAUGACUAUGAUGAUGAUCGGAAUGGACGACAAUGUGAAACUAAUUUAAUUUUUUUUUUAAUCUGUUCAUCAUUUAUUUAUACUUUUUACAACAAUGUUCGGUGUGCGAGUGAUUAAAUAAAAUUGCGAAAUUCACUGUAAAUUACACUGCUGGCAGGA
Molecule: messenger RNA, 1896 nt
Organism: Dendrobium catenatum
Lineage: Eukaryota; Viridiplantae; Streptophyta; Magnoliopsida; Asparagales; Orchidaceae
Product: wiskott-Aldrich syndrome protein family member 2
Exons: 1
Coding region: 230-1786 (518 amino acids)
Source: RefSeq, a predicted model, not a curated record